UUGCUCUAAUAAAUGUUAUACUAUUCGUAUUUGUUUUGUUUGUCGAAACUCAAUCCCAGCAAGCUCUGCUCUCAUGUCUGACUGCCAGCUAAUCUUUUGUGUGCUUCUGUCCAUCCAAUUCGGAGCUGUUGUGGACGGUGCUCGUGGCACCUUUAGUCAGUCCGAUGAUGACAAGUUCCAGAUGCUAAUUGCCGGGGGCAUUGUGCCGGAGCAUGGCGUCUUUGUCAGAAAUUUGGUAUCCAUACGCACGCUGAACUACAUUAGCUUCCAUGGUGACAAUCAUUUCUGCACUGGCGUCAUAACGAGCAGUCGAACGAUUCUGACCGCCGCCCAUUGUGUCACAGAUAACCACAAAUCCAUUAUGCAUCCGCGUGGAUUGAUGGUCAUCUUUGGGGCACUCAAGCGUCUGGAAAGAUAUAACGAAGAUGAGAGUCGGCGUGUCCAUAAGAUCGUUGUGCAUCCACACUAUCGUCGCUAUGAAAUCAACGAUGUAGCCAUACUGCAACUGACGACUGUUAUUCCCGCUAAUCUGCGGCAUGUGAAACCAGUCAUUAAACGCAAACGAUUGGCAGUGACGGAAGGCAUGAAAUGUGUCACCAUGGGCUGGGGUCAAGUGUAUCCGCACGGUCCGUAUGCCGAUGAAGUCAUGUUUCUGGAUGUGAUUAUUCGUCCACCGCAACACUGUAAGAAACAAAAGUAUUUCAAAAAGGAGGGCAACAUUUGUACGGAGCCUAUUAACGAGGGACAAGUGUGUCCAGGCGAUUUGGGUGGGCCAUUGAUAUGCCAAAGCUAUAUGGCGGGCAUUAUUGGGGCCUCGAUGGGAUGUCAAGGCAUUAACUCGAUUAAAUUUAUUAAUUUCUCCUAUGUGGAGGAUUGGGUGGAGAAAACGGUGCUGGCUCUUUCCGCCAAUCGCUGCAAAAUCUCUCUGCUCUUUUACUUUCCAUUUGUAACGCAUAUAAUUUUUUAAAAUAAACCGCCAGUGUUGGAAAUCACUUGUGUCAAAUG
Drosophila albomicans is the source of this 1005-nucleotide messenger RNA. RefSeq names its product chymotrypsin-2-like. Gene Ontology annotation, biological process: proteolysis. The transcript has 3 exons. Gene Ontology annotation, molecular function: serine-type endopeptidase activity. The record is from RefSeq and is a predicted model, not a curated record. Bases 74 to 967 code for a protein of 297 amino acids. NCBI's taxonomy places the organism in Eukaryota, Metazoa, Arthropoda, Insecta, Diptera, Drosophilidae.